Messenger RNA from Acanthosepion pharaonis, 534 nucleotides. Lineage: Eukaryota; Metazoa; Mollusca; Cephalopoda; Sepiida; Sepiidae. The record is from the annotation of a GenBank genome assembly.
AUGAGUCGAUGUGCACUCGAAGGUUCACUUAGAGAAGAAAUAAAUAAGAAAAGAUAUAACUGGUUUAUUCUCUCACUCUAUAUAUCUAUCUAUCUAUCUGUCCUAGUCUCUUCAUAUCUAUCUAUAUGUCGAUCUGUCUAUCUAUCCGUCCUAGUCUCUUCAUAUCUAUCUAUCUAUCUAUCUAUCUAUCUAUCUAUCUAUCCGCUUUCCUUCUUUUUCCGAUUUUUCUUCUUCUUUCCUCGUUUUUCUAAGUUUUCUUCUUCCUUUUUGGUUCAUAUUCUUUUUCAUUCUUUCUUUAUUUUGUUUUUUAUUAUUUCUUCUUUUCUUUUUCUGUCUUUAGAUCUUUUCUUUUUUGUUUUCUUUGUUAUAAAUCAUCAUUCCUUUUUUCCUUUUUUAAAAGACAUUUUCUCUCUUUCUUUCUCUCUCUCAUUCUCUCUCUCAUUCUCUCUCCCUCUUUAUAAGUUUCAUUUUUUUCUCUCAUUUUUAAAUAUCUUGAUACCUUAUACUUUUAUUAUCUCUCUCUUACUUUCUUAA